UCUGACAGCAGUGGUUGCAAUUUGUUUUUGGUGGGGUGAAGAAAGGAGAGCGCUGUCAGUGAGCAAAUAGAGGUUAUUAUUGUUUUGGUGAUGGUGAAAUGCAGUAAAAAUAGAGAAAUCGAAUCAAAUCUAACGAUAGAAACGAUGUCGUGCUGAGAAUAAGGGUGGGAGUAACGAAAAUGUUUAGGAGCAGAAGUUGGUUCGGCGGUGGCUGGGGCAGGCCAAAGAAUCCCCAUUCGUUGGAGCACCUCAAGUACCUGUACAAUGUCCUGUCCAGGAAUCAGACUGUCUCUGAGCACAAUCGGGGACUUCUGGUUGAAUCGCUCAGGUCCAUAGCGGAGAUCCUCAUCUGGGGUGACCAGAAUGAUUCAUCAGUAUUCGAUUUCUUCUUGGAGAAGAAUAUGUUAUCAUUUUUCCUCCGUAUCAUGAGACAACGCAGCGGCGGCUCCAGCUUCGUGUGCGUGCAGCUAUUGCAGACAUUGAACAUUCUAUUUGAAAAUAUCAGGAAUGAAACCUCAUUGUAUUACUUAUUAUCAAAUAAUCACGUGAAUUCGAUCAUCGUACACAAAUUCGAUUUCUCCGACGAGGAGGUCAUGGCCUACUACAUAAGUUUCCUGAAGACGCUCAGUUUGAAGUUGAAUGCUCACACGAUACACUUCUUCUAUAAUGAGCAUACGAACGACUUUCCAUUGUAUACGGAAGCAAUAAAGUUCUUCAAUCAUCCGGAGUCGAUGGUGAGGAUAGCGGUGAGGACGUUGACACUGAACGUGUACAAAGUGGAAGAUGCCAGUAUGCUGGGUUUCAUACGGGACAGAACGGCGGCCCCGUACUUCUCCAACAUUGUCUGGUUCAUAGGGAAACAUAUCCAAGAGUUGGACGCGUGCGUUAGGAACGAUGCAGAUCAUCUGAGUCAAAAUCGACUUGCCGAUUUGGUGGCCGAGCAUCUGGACCAUCUGCAUUACCUCAACGAUAUCCUCUGUUUAAAUAUCACCGAUUUGAAUCAAGUGCUCACCGAUCAUCUACUGCACAAGCUGCUCAUCCCGUUGUACAUUUACUCGCUCUGCUCGCCGCCACCGACGACGUCCGUGCGACGAGUAGUCGAGGGAACGCCCACCUCCUCGCCACGCCUCGAACCGCUGACCAAUGGAAAAGUCAGCUGCGUCGUUGCGCUCUUCCUCCUAUCUCAGGUAUUUCUGAUCAUAUCGCAUCCGCCACUCAUCCAGACGUUGGCCUGGAUCAUCCUGAAAACGGAUAGAAGCACGUUCGUGAAAGGCGUAGACAAGUUACUGGAGCACUACGAGACCGAGAUCCGCGGUGCCACAUCCCAAAACGAUGUAGCCUCCUCGUCGGACGUCGAAGAGGUCGAUUGCACGAACGUCACCGAUGAGGAGAAGCAGCGGAUGGCAACGACACCAGGCGAUUGCUCCAUCUGCGAGAAACCCUUCUUAGAGAUCGUCUUCAACGCAUUGGAUUGCGUCGAAAACGAUUAUGCAGCCCUAUUCGCUCUCAGUCUACUUUACGCGAUGGCAAACAACAAAGGUGUCACGCCCGAUCUUAUCGAGCACGUGCUGAGACCGAAGAAGUCGGUGGUCGCAUCGAAGGACAUAAAAUAUUCUUACAGCAAUUCCAUCGUGGAUCGCAUCUUGCACAUAGUUCUCCUAUCGUGUCAGCCCGCGUGCCGCGUCCGUUUGGUGACAUUGGAGCUGGGCCUGAAGUUGCUGGCGCAGUUGGUCAUGUGCGACGGGAAAAACAUCCUUGCAGAAUCGCACAGAGCCUCGAUCGAGAGCGCCCGUUCACAGAGCACCGCCUUCCUCCGCAACUUUUACAAAUCCGAGGAGAUUUUCCUGGACAUGUUCGAACAUGAGUAUUGCGACAUGUCCAAAGCAUCUCUGAACGUGGAAUGGCUGUGCAUGGACAGUGCAAUUCUGCUGCCUCCAACCGGAACACCACUCACUGGAAUUGAUUUUACCAAGAGAUUACCCUGCGGCGAGGUUGAGAGAGCAAAGAGGGCAAUACGCGUGUUCUUCUUGGUCCGCGAGACGGUGCUGAUGUUGAAUGGAGAGCUGGAAACGCAACUGCCUUUGACGAAUCCGCAGAGCUGCGUGCAGAUCGAUCAAGCCUUGGACCUGAGUAUAGCUCGUUAUAACUCUGAUCUGAUUGCGUGCACGGUGGCCCUGAAAGAUGGACAGAAGAUUAGAAGGUUCUUGGUCAUAGAUAUACUGCAGCUGAUAUUGGUUGAACCGGACACGAAGAGGUUGGGCUGGGGUGUGGCCAAAUUGGUCGGCUUCCUGCAGGACAUCGAGGUCACCGGCGACAAGGACGAUUCCCGUUGCUUACAUAUCACUAUACACCGCCCACUCAGCAACAGCACAGCCAAUCGGGUGCCGCAGCUCUCGGCCAAGUUCAGCUUCGACGACAACAUCCGCUGCAUGGCGGCCAAACAGAGACUCACCAAAGGGCGGAUCAAGGCGCGACAAAAGAAGAUGCAGCACAUCGCAAGACUUUUGGAUAUUCCUGGGCAGUCGGGACCGCCUAGUCCGGCGUACGUCGGUGCUGGAAUCUACACGAAUCGCGGUCGUGGUUCGAGGGAGAACCGCCCCCUCUUCCAAACGGGUCGCGUACCCGGAUUCGCGGCGCCGCGACGCGACUGCACCACCGGCGUCGUCCAUCGCAUCGACGCGGACAGACGCCGGAGGGACCACGAGAGUCCCAGCAGAGUCGCAAUGUCGAACGCCAAAAAAGAUACAGGCGCCACGCCGAAAUCCCGAGAGCAUUCCACUUCGAGGGGCGGUAGCAAAUCCCGUGAGGGUAGUCCGAGGAUGCCGCGGCCUCGCUCCGAAGAGAUUCCAUUGGAACUGAUCAAAAAGGCACCGCCGUCAUCAUCCGCGACGACGCUCAUCGAUAUGAGCCCGAAGGUGCCGCGUCCUCUAACCCCAAGACCCAUGGAACCGCCCACCGUCAGCGUCGUCGCCUUACCGACCGUAUCUACGUCCAGCGAAUCCGGACCGAAGACGCCCGACGUUGCCUCCAUCACCAGCGAGGAGACCUCCUUCAUCGCCGAAAACGGAAGCGCCACGCCCACACGCAAAAAGGGCGCCGUCGAAACGGUUUAAUCAUCAACAACAACAACAAAAAAGACUAUUUUUAAUAUAUGAACCGUUGAGGGUUGUUUGUUAAUAAAAUAUUGAAAAUAACAUGAGAAAGAGAACGGUGCGUUACCGUUCGUUAAUGAAAUAUCCGUUACGUUAAUUUAUUAGAUUGUAUUUUUUAAGGAAAUUGAGAAAGGUUUUUAAAUAUUUGAUCGUUGAAGCGGCCCUGUGUUUCAAUUC
Molecule: messenger RNA, 3329 nt
Organism: Nicrophorus vespilloides
Lineage: Eukaryota; Metazoa; Arthropoda; Insecta; Coleoptera; Silphidae
Gene: ema
Product: protein CLEC16A
Exons: 10
Coding region: 180-3113 (977 amino acids)
Biological process (GO): endosome to lysosome transport; regulation of autophagosome maturation; endosomal transport
Cellular component (GO): endolysosome membrane; late endosome
Source: RefSeq, a predicted model, not a curated record